UUCCUCCACCUCUAUCUCUAUGUGUUGUUGUUAGGAGCAGGGGAGUCAGUUGUGGGAGAUUGGUUUACCUUUAAAUACUUACAUUGGAAAUUUGGAUUUUUCUUAUUUAGUAUGCUGGCUUUGUAUACUGAAAAUCUACCAGAUAAUACUGCAAAUGAAUAUGUGACUAUGCUGAUGUCUCUGUCCAGAAUAGGCUUCCUGAUGGACCAAGAUGGACAAAGACAAUCUAACUGUGCUGAAUGAAUUCAUCCUGAUGGGAAUCACAGACCGCCCUGAGCUGCAGGCUCCAUUGUUCGGGCUGUUUCUCAUCAUCUACGUGAUCUCAGUAGUGGGCAACUUGGGCAUCAUCAUCCUCACCAAGAUAGACUUCAAACUGCAAACACCCAUGUAUUUUUUUCUCAGACACCUUGCUAUCACUGAUCUUGGUUAUUCAACAGCUGUGGGACCAAAAAUGUUGGUAAAUUUUGUUGUGGGUGAGAACACAAUCUCCUUUUAUUUUUGUGCUACACAGCUGGCUUUCUUUAUUGUGUUCAUAACUAGUGAACUUUUUAUUCUGUCAGCAAUGUCAUAUGACCGCUAUGUGGCCAUCUGUAACCCUCUGCUCUACACAGUCAUCAUGUCCCAAAGGACAUGUUGGGUGCUGGUGGUAAUCCCCUAUCUCUACAGCAUGAUUGUUUCUCUUCUCAUCACCAUAAAGAUAUUUGAUUUAUCCUUCUGUGGUUAUAACGUCAUCAGUCAUUUCUACUGUGACAUUCCCCCCUUGUUCUCUUUGCUCUGCUCAAACACACAUGAAAUUGAAUUAAUCCUUCUGGUCUUAGUAGCUUUUGAUUUGAUUUCAUCUCUCCUAAUAGUUGUUGUUUCUUACCUGCUGGUUCUUGUAGCCAUUAUCAGAAUGAACUCAGCUGAGGGCAGGUACAAGGCCUUCUCCACCUGUGGCUCCCACCUGACAGUGCUGGUAGUGUUCUAUGGGACUUUAUUCUUUAUGUACAUUCAGCCCAAGUCCAGUCACUCUUUUGACACUGAUACAGUGACUUCCAUAUUUUAUACUCUGGUUAUUCCCAUGUUGAAUCCCUUGAUUUAUAGCUUGAGGAACAAAGAUGUAAAAGAUGCCAUACUUAAGACAUGGGAAAAAAUAAGCAAUGUAUUUUCUAAAGUUUGAUGUAACAUAUGGUUCUUACAAAUUACAUUAUGGACUUCAAACCUUGUCUGUGUUUUUUCCAAUGGAAAUAGCGAGCACAAAUAUAUUCAACAUAUGUUCAUAAAUUGCCUUCUAUGUGCCAGUUACUCUUCUAAGUGCUGUAAAUGCAUUGAUUAACAAAACAGAAUAUUUGCCUUCCUUGAAGGGGAGAGGUGAGGUGGGUCACAAACAUAAUAAUUAGGUAAAAUUUAUAGCAUAGAAGAAUAUCUUGGGGUCCUAUGGAACAGUGGUUAAAGUAUUUGGAUGCUAACCAAAAGGUCAGUGAUUCAAAGCCACCAGUCACUCCAUGGGAGAAAGAAGUGGCAGUCAUCUUCCAUAAAAAUUUACUUCCUUGGAAACCCUAUGAGACAGUCCUACUCAGUCCUAUAGGGUUGCUAUGAGAUGGAAUCUACUUGAUGGCAGUAGGUUUAGCUUUAUCAGAAUAUGUUAGAAACCGUGAAAUCAGGCAAACAGAGUGGAUAUGCUGAGUGGGAGUGGGAAAAAUUACUACGUACAAAAGUGGAGUUACAAAGAUUCUGGUAUUUUUUUCAGCUCUUUAAUAAACUUUGCAAUGUCAGCAUGUGUUUUAGUGUUUGUGUGUAUGUUUGUGUAAGCCCUUGUCUUCCUUUUUAUCCUUCCUAUUCUUCUGAGGGGUGUAUUAGAUCUGGACCAGGUUGCAAGGAGUCUUAGUGUAUGUGAUGAUUUAAAGUACUCAAUUAUCCGAAUUUACUCAAAUGUUCCAUUCCAGACCUUGGAGCUCCACUCUUUACUGGUUAAAGCCUUUACUUUUACAUGGACAUCUGUUAACUCAACAUACCUUGCAACUUAGCAAUCCACAGGGUCAGCUCUGCAUCUGACUUUGUUUUAAUCAACCAAUUUUGCCUAUAUCAGAAUAUACAUCAAUUAAGAUAAAUUUCUUGAUGGCCACCCUAGAGUUUCCUGGUUUUACAAUUCUUUCUUCACAGGUUGUUCCUAUUAAAUAAUCAUAUUUUUUGC
Loxodonta africana (African savanna elephant) is the source of this 2173-nucleotide messenger RNA. Its product is annotated as olfactory receptor 8K3-like. NCBI's taxonomy places the organism in Eukaryota, Metazoa, Chordata, Mammalia, Proboscidea, Elephantidae. Gene Ontology annotation, cellular component: membrane. The transcript has a single exon. The record is from RefSeq and is a predicted model, not a curated record. The coding region runs from base 212 to 1159 and encodes 315 amino acids. Gene Ontology annotation, biological process: G protein-coupled receptor signaling pathway; sensory perception of smell. Gene Ontology annotation, molecular function: olfactory receptor activity; G protein-coupled receptor activity; odorant binding.